GUCGGUCACGAGACGAUAGCGGUCAGCUGCUCGCUUGUGUAACGUUCAUUGAGGAGAGGCCAAAAGCGUGGCGUCACUGGGCAAGAGAUGUCAGUGCCACGAGAGGCUUGAAGCAGGAAGGAGUUCGUUCAUCGUGGCUCCAUGCUCCCGGGAUGCUGUGUGCUACACGUGUGCGAAGGUAGUGUGACAAAGCAUACGAAAAACUUCGCACAUUCGGUCUAGUGACGUCAACAGUGAAUCGGUACAUCAUUGUGUUUCAUGCGUGUGUUAAACUUGAACAAAUAUUAUCUAUUUUGUCAGUGGUGUAAUAACUCAGUAGCUCAACUUAAUGAUAUUUAAACAUUCGAUUUUCAUUCCUGAGAAAACACGUCUCAUUUGUGUUACUAUCAGUAAUUAGAAGGUGUUUAAAAAUAUAAUUGCUUGUUACAUGAACCAAACGAACUCCAUAAAUAAACACCGUGAUUUGAAUAUUUAGUUGACACUUAACACGCGCUUAAUAUUGUUAUUACUCUCCUAUAAAAGGUUAAGAAUUGUAGAAGUAUUACGUAAUCACGUUUUUGUUUGGUAUUCAAUCUGUGCAGGUAGAAGAAUAAUAAGCAACCGUAUCCAACAGACUUCGAUUACAAUAACAAAAGUGUGGGUGUAUGUCGAGAAUUAUUCAGAAGCAGGAAAUUUCAUUUUAUUUGCUUGCAAAGAGUUACUUUUCGAGAAAGAUUUAAGAAGAUUGAAAGCAAACAAAGUUUUAUGCGAACAAGAUUUAUUUUAAAAUCACUGGUCAGCUGGUAAAUUAUCCUACCAGCAUGAUUCUGUGACCAGUUCUAUGGGCACAUAGAUACUUAAAUUCUAAUCUGAGCAAAGCUUUCCCGAUGGGCUGACUCAUCCAUGGGUUUUGCAUUUGUAUUCCUUGAAUAUCCGGUUUACUGCUGUUCGUAACAUUCUCUUUCGUUAACGACGUGGACUGUUGCCUGUGCAUGUUUGUACAUGUCCCGAAUAGCCAUCAAGGUUGAUGCGCGUUGUUACCUGCGAAGCUGCUCAUUCGAUAGACAAAAUCUACGUUUUCGCGAACUUUCAGUAAUGAACAAAGAAUUUUGACUUACAAGGAAACUUAUAUUCUGCAAGAUUAUAAUCGUGCUGAACGGGAAGUGUGUUAAUAGUGAACAGCAACAACAGUGAUAAGAAAAGCAUUAUUGUUGAAAGAGCAACAGUAAGUUAGUUAUAACCGCAUUCUUGAUUAGACAAAAACUGGAAGAACUGAAUUUUACAACAAGCAACAAUAAGUUGAAAAAUAAACAUUUUUUGAUCAGCGUAGAAGUGUUGGAAGGAGAAACGCAUUACUGUGGACUGAGCUGGAAGAAGCGAUCGCAUUGUUCCCGAACUCUCAGAUGGAACAUAUUGUGACCAUAUUGCUGCAGCUGGUGGUUCUCCUGACGAGGGAAAAAAGGGACAAGAUAUACCCCAACUGAACAGAUGUCGCUGUGGCUGGCUGUGUGUAGGGUAGGGAAGAUUUGGGAAUAGGAUACUUUCCUUUGGUAGAUAAUAAGAAUUUGAUGCUGAGGGUAAUUGACGGAGAGCUAUAAACGAUUUAUACACAAAGAAAUAAGGAGGACGUAAUCAGAAAUAAAAAAAGACUGGUGCCGAAAUAUCACGGUCAAAGUAUUAGCUAGCACUUGUGAUUGUGGUUUAUGUUGGAUCGUGCCAGAAUGGUUCGUAGCCUGGCCCAGUGGACCAAGACACUGAGCUUCCCAGCUCGCAUCUCCCCACAAAAACAUCAGCAGCACCAAGUAACGUCACCACAGAGCGAAUGUACCGUCAUCAACACGUCUGCUAUCCCCGUUAACACGGUAGACAUUUAUCCAGACCCGGACUCGGAAAAAGCCAUCAUGGGCUCUGUGGUGUAUUGUAUCCACCACAAAGAAGGCUGCAAGUGGACGGGGGAGCUGCGAAAACUCAAGGCUCAUCUUAAUACGUGCAAACACGAUGCUAUUCCCUGUACCAACAAAUGCGGAGCACAGAUACCACGUGUCCUGAUGGAGGACCAUCUCAAGUACACGUGUCCACAGCGGCGGGCGAGGUGCGAGUUUUGUGGUAAGGACUUCACGGGACACACAUUGGAGAAUCAUUCUGGCAGUUGUGGGUUUGAGCCAAUAUACUGUGAAAACAAGUGUGGUAUGAAAGUCCAGAGGCGGCACCUCACACAACACAAAGCAGCAGAAUGCUCCAAGCGUCUGGUGCCUUGCCGCUACUGUAGCAAGGAGUUUGUUGCAGACACCCUUCAGGUGCAUCAUACAAAGUGUGGUAGCUUUCCUGUUGCCUGUCCCAACCGUUGUGAUGUUUCCAUUCUAGCACGGGAAGAUCUAGAUCUGCAUCUUAAGGACCAGUGUCCUAUAUUGGGCAUAUGCUGUCCCUUCAAAGAUGCUGGUUGCAGAUUCAAGGGAAAUCGAUAUGCUCUGGAGAAACAUGUUGAUGAGAACAUAAAGCAGCACCUUGUGCUCAUGUGUAGUGUGGUCACCAAGCAGCAGCAUCAAAUCGCCAAUCUGAAAAGUGCCCUCUCACGACUGUCCCUGAACUAUUCAGGAACGCUCAUUUGGAAGGUCAGUGACUACACAUCAAAACUGACUGAAGCAAAAACAAAGGAAGGAAUGGAGUUAGUUAGCCCACCCUUUUACACUAGUCAGUAUGGAUACAAGUUGCAGGCAUCUGUGUUUCUGAAUGGUAAUGGUGCUGGAGAGAGUUCUCACAUCUCAAUCUAUAUCAAGAUUCUACCUGGAGAAUAUGAUGAUCUGUUGCGCUGGCCAUUCUCCCACUCUGUCUCUUUCACUCUCUUUGAUCAAUCAAGUGUUCCUGAGAGUGCCUGCAACAUUGUUGAGAGCUUUAUACCCGAUCCAACAUGGAAGAAUUUUCAGCGUCCAAGUAAGGAACCAGAUUCAUUGGGCUUUGGUUUUCCCCGUUUUGUGUCACAUGAAAUGCUGAAGAAGCGGCAUUUCCUCAAAGAUGACACAAUGUUUAUUAGGGUGAAGGUUGACCCUAGCAAGAUAGUGGCUGUUUAAACCAUGUCAGUGAGUCUUUAAAAAUUAAUGUCAUAUGAAUUUCAUCAGUAAAAUAUUAAAAAGCACAUUACCACUAAUGUGAUUCUCUCAAGCAUAUUCUAUCUGUAACUGGAACAUGCAAUGCAGGUUAUUAUAACAGUUUUCAGCCGAAUUGGCGGUUGAAGCGUGCACCAAUCACAUGUACUGUGCCAUGGUAGGAAGUAGUGGUGGUAGGUGGAGGGGCAAGAUAGUGAGGAAACAACAUGGAGACGUGCCAGAUGUAGCAUCGCGGAACAUUGGAUUCCAGUGAAUGGUUACAAUACGCAAAGAACAUGUAAGAAAUGGCAACAACGCAGUGCGGCUGUCGAUGCUUCUACCGUGGGGGUUCUUAACAGACUGAGGGCUCCCUGCUUACCAACAUACCUUCUUAGCACUCAUUGGUCACUCACAAAGAGCAGAAUUCAACUCAGCCGCCAAUUCCGCUGAAAAAUACUAUAGUAAAGAUCAGUAUCUAGAAACUUAAUACACUGAUUCUAGAAAGUGUGGUGGGAUUAAUGUAUCAGCACCUCCCUACCUGGAAAUAUAACAUUGUUUUCAGUUAACUUUUUAUGUAUUGAUACAUGCAAUAAGCAGUGUUAUCAGAGUUUUGCUGUCUUCUAAUUACCAUGAAUCUACUUAAUUUAUAUUUUCCAUAAACAAAUGGCCGGAAUUACCAGAAAUUUGAAACUAAAGCUGUUAAACUUUCAGAGAGAAGACAGGGUAAAAAAAAUGUUUUUCUUGUACAAAGAAUGGGUUAUGUAUUCAGCAUUUUUCAGGCUUGUAGAUUAGAGAUUUCCAGAUUAUAUAGUAUGCCUUAUUUCCUUAUAACUUGUUGCCCACAAUUUUGUUGAAGUCUUCAUAAAGAUACAUUACGUUACUUGAACAUUAAAUUUGUAUUCAUCACUGUAUAUCAAUUUUUCUCAAUAUGACCAGCAAAUUACACCAAAAUUAGUGUUAAGUCACAUGUAUAUAUUGAACAAGUCAGUAUAUUUAAAUUUCUGUAUGUACUAUAUCUUACAGUAAAGACAGAGAUAUAACACAGUUAGUGACCAAUAAUUUCUUAUUUCUUGUGAUUACUGUUAUAAAAUAAACUGGAUACUGUUACUUUUAGUAUGAAAACAAGUCUUUAGUUGGCUGACAUCAGUGUUGUGAUGUGAGUACAUCCUGGUUGCUGAAGGUACAGAUUCAGAUAUGUAAUAAGUCAUCCAAAUUUUUUUUGCAUAUUGUCAAUCUGUGUUUGGUAGUACAAUAUGCUCUUAGAUUGAAAUGUGACAACUUUCUUCAUGGUUCUGUUCAUGGUGUCAUGUAUUUUCAGAUAUGCAUAUCUUGUGAUUUUUACAUCCAUGUUUAAUUUAUACUAGUUAGUUGUUGUAUGUGUUAAUAUAGUGAGGUAGUAAUGACUAACUGUAGAGGAGGAAAAUCUGAACUGAACAGUUUAAUUACAAAGAAAUGUUAAAAUUAAGUACAAAUAAAUAAACAUUAACAAUGCCAGUCUCCUA
Molecule: messenger RNA, 4564 nt
Organism: Zootermopsis nevadensis
Lineage: Eukaryota; Metazoa; Arthropoda; Insecta; Blattodea; Termopsidae
Gene: Traf4
Product: TNF receptor associated factor 4
Biological process (GO): signal transduction; regulation of apoptotic process; regulation of canonical NF-kappaB signal transduction
Cellular component (GO): plasma membrane signaling receptor complex
Molecular function (GO): ubiquitin protein ligase binding; zinc ion binding; tumor necrosis factor receptor binding
Source: RefSeq, a predicted model, not a curated record